AUGCAGGGGCAUCGACGGCUGGUCGAGUUGGAGCAGGUCACCAAAGCUCCGAAGAUGCAGUGGGUCGAACAUCCGCAUUCCCAGGCGGCAGCUGGAGAGUGGACUGGGCUCUUACGUGAUGAUCUGGAGUGGACUCGCCAACACCAUCCCGCUGACAGAAGAAGACUUGAUGAGAAAACAAAUCAGCUCGAGACAAUUGCCGUGCCUCCAGCAUCAGAGGGCGCGACUGCUGCAGAAUCCCUAUCUCAGCAGUUAGAGAUAGAUGCUAGACCACCAGCAGACUCAGUGGUAUCUCUUGCAGAAUGGGCUGAUGAUCCCUAUAAUGAAAACAUUGAUAGAGAUGAUGAUGAGCCACCAGCAGAAUCAGUGGUAUCUCUUGCAGAACGGGCUGAUGAUCCCUGUAAUGAAAACUUUGAUAGAGAUGAUGAUGAUUCACCAGCAGAAUCAGUGGUAUCUCUUGCAGAACGGGCUGAUGAUCCCUGUAAUGAAAACUUUGAUAGAGAUGAUGAUGAGCCACCAGCAGAAUCAGUGGUAUCUCUUGCAGAACGGGCUGAUGAUCCCUGUAAUGAAAACUUUGAUAGAGAUGAUGAUGAGCCACCAGCAGAAUCAGUGGUAUCUCUUGCAGAACGGGCUGAUGAUCCCUGUAAUGAAAACUUUGAUAGAGAUGAUGAUGAGCCACCAGCAGAAUCAGUGGUAUCUCUUGCAGAACGGGCUGAUGAUCCCUGUAAUGAAAACUUUGAUAGAGAUGAUGAUGAGCCACCAGCAGAAUCAGUGGUAUCUCUUGCAGAAUGGGCUGAUGGUCCCUGUAAUGAAAACUUUGAUAGAGAUGAUGAUGAGCCACCAGCAGAAUCAGUGGUAUCUCUUGCAGAAUGGGCUGCUGGUCCCUGUACUGAAAACUUUGAUAGAGAUGAUGAUGAGCCACCAGCAGAAUCAGUGGUAUCUCUUGCAGAACGGGCUGAUGAUCCCUGUAAUGAAAACUUUGAUAGAGAUGAUGAUGAGCCACCAGCAGAAUCAGUGGUAUCUCUUGCAGAACGGGCUGAUGGUCCCUGUAAUGAAAACUUUGAUAGAGAUGAUGAUGAGCCACCAGCAGAAUCAGUGGUAUCUCUUGCAGAACGGGCUGAUGAUCCCUGUAAUGAAAACUUUGAUAGAGAUGAUGAUGAGCCACCAGCAGAAUCAGUGGUAUCUCUUGCAGAACGGGCUGAUGAUAUCUGUAAUGAAAACUUUGAUAGAGAUGAUGAUGAGCCACCAGCAGAAUCAGUGGUAUCUCUUGCAGAAUGGGCUGAUGAUAUCUGUAAUGAAAACUUUGAUAGAGAUGAUGAUGAGCCACCAGCAGAAUCAGUGGUAUCUCUUGCAGAACAGGCUGAUGAUAUCUGUAAUGAAAACUUUGAUAGAGAUGAUGAUGAGCCACCAGCAGAAUCAGUGGUAUCUCUUGCAGAACAGGCUGAUGAUCCCUGUAAUGAAAACUUUGAUAGAGAUGAUGAUGAGCCACCAGCAGAAUCAGUGGUAUCUCUUGCAGAACGGGCUGAUGAUCCCUGUAAUGAAAACUUUGAUAGAGAUGAUGAUGAUUCACCAGCAGAAUCAGUGGUAUCUCUUGCAGAACGGGCUGAUGAUCCCUGUAAUGAAAACUUUGAUAGAGAUGAUGAUGAGCCACCAGCAGAAUCAGUGGUAUCUCUUGCAGAACGGGCUGAUGAUCCCUGUAAUGAAAACUUUGAUAGAGAUGAUGAUGAGCCACCAGCAGAAUCAGUGGUAUCUCUUGCAGAACGGGCUGAUGAUAUCUGUAAUGAAAACUUUGAUAGAGAUGAUGAUGAGCCACCAGCAGAAUCAGUGGUAUCUCUUGCAGAACGGGCUGAUGAUAUCUGUAAUGAAAACUUUGAUAGAGAUGAUGAUGAGCCACCAGCAGAAUCAGUGGUAUCUCUUGCAGAACGGGCUGAUGAUCCCUGUAAUGAAAACUUUGAUAGAGAUGAUGAUGAGCCACCAGCAGAAUCAGUGGUAUCUCUUGCAGAACGGGCUGAUGAUCCCUGUAAUGAAAACUUUGAUAGAGAUGAUGAUGAGCCACCAGCAGAAUCAGUGGUAUCUCUUGCAGAACGGGCUGAUGAUCCCUGUAAUGAAAACUUUGAUAGAGAUGAUGAUGAGCCACCAGCAGAAUCAGUGGUAUCUCUUGUAGAACGGGCUGAUGAUCCCUGUAAUGAAAACUUUGAUAGAGAUGAUGAUGAGCCACCAGCAGAAUCAGUGGUAUCUCUUGCAGAACGGGCUGAUGAUCCCUGUAAUGAAAACUUUGAUAGAAAUGAUGAUGAGCCACCAGCAGAAUCAGUGGUAUCUCUUGCAGAACGGGCUGAUGAUAUCUGUAAUGAAAACUUUGAUAGAGAUGAUGAUGAGCCACCAGCAGAAUCAGUGGUAUCUCUUGCAGAACGGGCUGAUGAUAUCUGUAAUGAAAACUUUGAUAGAGAUGAUGAUGAGCCACCAGCAGAAUCAGUGGUAUCUCUUGCAGAACGGGCUGAUGAUCCCUGUAAUGAAAACUUUGAUAGAGAUGAUGAUGAGCCACCAGCAGAAUCAGUGGUAUCUCUUGCAGAACGGGCUGAUGAUCCCUGUAAUGAAAACUUUGAUAGAGAUGAUGAUGAGCCACCAGCAGAAUCAGUGGUAUCUCUUGCAGAACGGGCUGAUGAUCCCUGUAAUGAAAACUUUGAUAGAGAUGAUGAUGAGCCACCAGCAGAAUCAGUGGUAUCUCUUGCAGAACAGGCUGAUGAUCCCUGUAAUGAAAACUUUGAUAGAGAUGAUGAUGAGCCACCAGCAGAAUCAGUGGUAUCUCUUGCAGAACGGGCUGAUGAUCCCUGUAAUGAAAACUUUGAUAGAGAUGAUGAUGAGCCACCAGCAGAAUCAGUGGUAUCUCUUGCAGAACGGGCUGAUGAUCCCUGUAAUGAAAACUUUGAUAGAAAUGAUGAUGAGCCACCAGCAGAAUCAGUGGUAUCUCUUGCAGAACGGGCUGAUGAUAUCUGUAAUGAAAACUUUGAUAGAGAUGAUGAUGAGCCACCAGCAGAAUCAGUGGUAUCUCUUGCAGAACGGGCUGAUGAUCCCUGUAAUGAAAACUUUGAUAGAGAUGAUGAUGAGCCACCAGCAGAAUCAGUGGUAUCUCUUGCAGAACAGGCUGAUGAUCCCUGUAAUGAAAACUUUGAUAGAGAUGAUGAUGAGCCACCAGCAGAAUCAGUGGUAUCUCUUGCAGAACGGGCUGAUGAUCCCUGUAAUGAAAACUUUGAUAGAGAUGAUGAUGAGCCACCAGCAGAAUCAGUGGUAUCUCUUGCAGAACGGGCUGAUGAUCCCUGUAAUGAAAACUUUGAUAGAAAUGAUGAUGAGCCACCAGCAGAAUCAGUGGUAUCUCUUGCAGAACGGGCUGAUGAUAUCUGUAAUGAAAACUUUGAUAGAGAUGAUGAUGAGCCACCAGCAGAAUCAGUGGUAUCUCUUGCAGAACGGGCUGAUGAUAUCUGUAAUGAAAACUUUGAUAGAGAUGAUGAUGAGCCACCAGCAGAAUCAGUGGUAUCUCUUGUAGAACGGGCUGAUGAUCCCUGUAAUGAAAACUUUGAUAGAGAUGAUGAUGAGCCACCAGCAGAAUCAGUGGAUGAUGCAGCUCGCGACAAUGAAGUGAUAAUGGAAGUUAGCGACUCGACGGUGACAACACAGCCAAAGAGUCAAGAAAAAGAACCAAAUAUCUCUGUUCAAAUAGAACAAACUCCGGAACCGGUUAUAGUCCUUCAGAAUGAGCAGUCUCCAGAAAACCACAAGGAAACCAACCCAUCACUUGCCAGAGAACAGGACCGAGCGCAAGAAACCCAAGAUGUAAUGGAAAACGAUGAAACCUCCCCAAGAGUCAGUCCUCCAAGGAAACAUAAAAAGAGGAGGCUAGCUCAUAAGGGAGCUGAAAAACUGGCACCCCCUUUGCGAGAAAAAGCAAAGCAGAUUAGCAACAAACUGCAUGAAGAACAACGUCGUAAUCCGGUUCUGAGUAUGCAGGCACCUGACCCCUUGCAAGCCAAAUCAAAUACACCAUGCCCCAUGUCAACGGACCAGUCGUCAAACGAGAGGUUGAAGCUGAUAGUAAAUUUCGAUGCAAACAAGGUUUUCCCUGAUACUAGAAAUGCAGAAAAAGAGACAUCGAAAGCUAAUCAACACAAAACCUGGGCUGAUGAAUCGGAUGAAAUGCAUCAAGAUGAAGAAUUGAACGAAACUGGAGGAACGGAACAGACUCCUGCCGCAAGAGGUCAACUGAACACGAUGAAUACAUCAUUGCCGGAACAUACAUGUGAAAAAGGAUUUUCCUCCGACAGCACUUCGUAUGACGAAUACUGA
Schistocerca serialis cubense is the source of this 4338-nucleotide messenger RNA. Its product is annotated as protein PFC0760c-like. Lineage: Eukaryota; Metazoa; Arthropoda; Insecta; Orthoptera; Acrididae. The record is from RefSeq and is a predicted model, not a curated record. The transcript has 4 exons. Bases 1 to 4338 code for a protein of 1445 amino acids.